Messenger RNA from Monopterus albus (swamp eel), 1659 nucleotides. Its product is annotated as sialic acid synthase. Gene Ontology annotation, molecular function: N-acylneuraminate-9-phosphate synthase activity. The transcript is spliced from 9 exons. The record is from RefSeq and is a predicted model, not a curated record. Gene Ontology annotation, biological process: carbohydrate biosynthetic process. NCBI's taxonomy places the organism in Eukaryota, Metazoa, Chordata, Actinopteri, Synbranchiformes, Synbranchidae. Bases 1 to 1545 code for a protein of 514 amino acids.
AUGGCUGCCAUCGUGUGCGCCAUCUUAGAUCCUAAUCCUGCAAAAGACUGUGGUGCUGAUUGUGCCAAAUUCCAGAAGAGUGAAUUAGAGUACAAAUUUAACAAGCGAGCCUUGGAGCGCCCUUACACUUCGAAACACUCCUGGGGUAAAACAUAUGGUGAACACAAGCGCCAUCUAGAGUUCAGCCAUGACCAGUACAGGGAACUGCAGAAAUAUGCUGAGGAGGUGGGGAUCUUCUUCACUGCCUCAGGAAUGGAUGAGAUGGCGGUGGACUUUCUCCAUGAGCUCAAUGUACCUUUUUUCAAAGUUGGCUCUGGAGACACCAACAACUUCCCCUAUCUGGAGAAGACUGCCAAGAAAGGGCGUCCCAUGGUGGUGUCUAGUGGGAUGCAGUCCAUGGAGACGAUGCGUCGGGUCUACAAGACAGUGAAGGAACAUAACCAGAACUUUGCCAUCCUGCAGUGCACCAGUGCCUAUCCUCUGGAACCUGAAGACGUCAACCUCAGAGUAAUCACGCUCAGGACUCUAGAGGUUAAUGUUCAACUUAAACAAAGCAGUAUCAUUUUUUGCAUAUUUUUCCUAUACUCACCUUCACAGGACUGUGGUGCUGAUUGUGCCAAAUUCCAGAAGAGUGAAUUAGAGUACAAAUUUAACAAGCGAGCCUUGGAGCGCCCUUACACUUCGAAACACUCCUGGGGUAAAACAUAUGGUGAACACAAGCACCAUCUAGAGUUCAGCCAUGACCAGUACAGGGAACUGCAGAAAUAUGCUGAGGAGGUGGGGAUCUUCUUCACUGCCUCAGGAAUGGAUGAGAUGGCGGUGGACUUUCUCCAUGAGCUCAAUGUACCUUUUUUCAAAGUUGGCUCUGGAGACACCAACAACUUCCCCUAUCUGGAGAAGACUGCCAAGAAAGGGCGUCCCAUGGUGGUGUCUAGUGGGAUGCAGUCCAUGGAGACGAUGCGUCGGGUCUACAAGACAGUGAAGGAACAUAACCAGAACUUUGCCAUCCUGCAGUGCACCAGUGCCUAUCCUCUGGAACCUGAAGACGUCAACCUCAGAGUAAUCACGGAAUACCAGAAGGAAUUCCCAGAUAUUCCCAUUGGCUAUUCUGGCCACGAGUCUGGGAUCAGCAUUUCAGUGGCGGCCGUAGCUCUCGGGGCAAAGGUCAUUGAGCGUCAUGUAACUUUGGAUAAAACGUGGAAAGGAAGUGACCACGCAGCAUCUCUGGUGCCCUCUGAGCUCAGCGAGCUGGUUCGCUCCAUUCGACUGGUGGAGCGGGCGCUGGGGAGCAGCAUCAAGCAGAUGUUACCUUGUGAAAAGCCAUGCCAUGAUAAGUUGGGAAAGUCAGUGGUGGCCAAGGUAAACAUCCCCAAAGGGACCACCCUGACUCUGGAUAUGUUGACAGUGAAGGUGGCUGAGCCCAUGGGCAUUGUGGCCCAAGACCUCUCCAAGCUGGUUGGUAAGAAAGUGUUGGAGGAUGUGGAAGAGGACGAGGGACUCAUGCCAGAGGUAGUGGACAGCUAUGGCAAGAAGGCCAAGUGCUGAGGAUGGAAGAGAGGUUUGAAAUCUGUGUAUAAAGGCACUUUAUUUCAGAGGAAAUGAUUGAUAUCUCUGGAACUAAUUUGGAGAAGCUCAAGAUGGUUCCUGCAGGAGAGUCGG